AUGUUUGGUAAUCCUCCUAAUGCUAUAAUAACUGAUCAGGAUAGAGCAAUGCAAAAUGCAAUUGAGCAAGUUUUUCCUAAGGCAUGUCAUAGAUGGUGUUUAUGGCACAUUAUGAAAAAGAUUCCUGAAAAAUUGAAAGGGUAUAAGGAAUACGAUUCAAUAAAGUUUCAGCUACAAAAUGUUGUAUAUGAUUCCAUUGAUAUUGAUACUUUUGAAAUUGGAUGGAGUUCCAUGAUUUCAAAAUUCAAUUUGGAAAACAAUGAUUGGCUUAAUGGAUUGUAUGAGGGAAGACAUAGAUGGAUCUCAUGUUUUGUGAAAGAUUGUUUUUGGGCAGGAAUGUCCACUACACAAAGAAGUGAAAGUAUGAAUGCUUUUUUUGAUGGAUAUGUUAAUGCUAAAACAUCUUUAAGAGAAUUUGUGGAAAAGUAUGAUAAUGCUUUAAAAGAUAAAGUGGAAAAAGAAGUUAAUGCUGAUACUCGCUCAUUAAGUACUACAAUUCCCUUUGUUACUCCUCAUGCUAUGGAAAAACAAUUUCAAGAGAAUUAUACCAAUGACAAGUUCAAAGAGUUUCAAAAAGAGAUUGUAAAUGUAAUGUAUUGUGAAUGCAUGCUGUUACAGUCCGAUGAGGCUAUUUUUAAUUAUCAAGUGGAAGAGAUCCAGUAUGUAGGUGAUUCUCAAACUCUAAGAACUGUAAAAUACAAUGUUGUUUUCAUUAAAGAUAUGGAACUUGAGUAUGAGGUAAAAUGUGAAUGUCGUCUUUUUGAGUUUCGGGGAAUAAUAUGUAGACAUAUCAUCAAGGUGCUUCUUUUCAAGCAAAAUGUUUUUACUAUUUCAAGUAAAUACAUUUUAAAAAGGUGGAGAAAGAAUGUAAAGCGAUGUCAUAGUAGAACUAAGGUGACAUAUAGUACAUGGAAAGAUACUGAGGAAAAAAGGAUGUAUGAAAUGGUUUGUGAUGCAUUCUAUAGAAUUGUUGAUUUGGCGGCUGAAAAUUUAGAGAGAUGCAACCACUUAGUUGGUACAUUUAAAAAACUAGAGUUGGAAUGGGAUACUAAUGAUAAAGGUUGUUCCAAGAAUAUAUCAACCAACAAGCAAUCUGAGAGGAGUGAAGGUAAAAAGCCAUCAAAUCUGAGUUCUACUAUUCUUUCUCCGAUUAAGAAAAGAUGCAAAGGUCGCCCUUCAGUGAAGAGGAAGCAGUCUAAGGUGGAUACAAUUGUAAAAAAUCUGAGGAAGAAGCCCAAAACCGGUGGGAAAAAAAAUUGCAAGAAAACAAAUUUAAUAGAUCUGAAUGUACCAAGUGAAGAGCUUAUGUCAUACUUGCCAAAUGGUGGUAUAAUGCAGGACGAUAACGAUGCUGAAGUCAGGGAACUUGUUCCUGAUGAGACUUUUAAAUCUGCAAUAGAAGAGACGUCUGCCCAGGAUUUAUAAAAGAUUUAAUAGAUUGUUUCAUAGUUAAAUUGGAAGAAGACUAUAGCUUACUAUUUGUAUCAGCAAUACAUUUGCAUUUCUUUGUAAUAGGUGCUGAUUUCUUAGAGUUUUUAUUUAUAUUUUUGUAGUUCUUUGAUUGCAAACAUAAUGCAGAAUAAAUUUUAUUUUAGUUGUGAUUCUUGUUUUGCUUGUUAUUCUUUUCAGUGUGCC
This is a messenger RNA of Daucus carota subsp. sativus, 1635 nucleotides long. RefSeq names its product protein FAR1-RELATED SEQUENCE 5-like. The record is from RefSeq and is a predicted model, not a curated record. Gene Ontology annotation, molecular function: zinc ion binding. NCBI's taxonomy places the organism in Eukaryota, Viridiplantae, Streptophyta, Magnoliopsida, Apiales, Apiaceae. The coding region runs from base 1 to 1425 and encodes 474 amino acids. The transcript is spliced from 3 exons. Gene Ontology annotation, biological process: regulation of DNA-templated transcription.